GUUGGGUUUGAAGUUUAAAGAUGUUUGUGGGGAAAAACUGUUUAAAAAAAAAAAAAAAAAGUGCUCAUGUAAAAUAACAGGAUGAUGCAACUAGAGAGAAAGGGAAGUGACACGUGUUGUGGCGCUCCUGACUUCAAAUGCCUUUAUUAUCAUGUGUUAGAAAACUCUUUGCUGUCUCUUUACUGUGGACCAUGAAGAAGAAUCAACCCAUCUACGACAAUGUUACGUCUAUGAGAGUUAAUAAUGAGAGUCCCGGAAGUGGAAGAAGAUGUGGUUAUUGUUUAGUAUCUCUCUCUGUUCUCCUCUUCCUCUCUCUGAUGGCCAAUGGUCUUCUGACCUAUUUUUAUGUUAAACUCAAAUGGCCCUCAGACACUUUGUCUGAGCAGGCCAGGAAGUGCUCAGCUGGAGAUUGUAAAAUCCAGAAUGUACCAAUCACUUCAUCUGAGCAGAUCAGAAGAUGCUCAGCUAGAGAGCGUCAAAUACAGUACAAAGACAGACUCUACAUUUUCCCUACAGAUGAAAUGAGCUGGUUUUCCAGUAGAGAGAACUGUCAGGAAUUAGGGGGAGACCUGGUGAUCAUUAACAGUAAAGAGGAACAUAAGUUCCUUGUUGGUGCAAUGAACACGUUUAGCAAUUCUCUGCACUGGAUUGGUCUGAGAAAUGUGGAAAAGGAGGGCAGGUGGCUAUGGAUAGAUGAAACACCUCUUAUGCAAAAUCUCUCGUGGUGGAAGUACACUUCAGAGGGCAGCGCAUCAGAGAGAGAAGACUGUGUGGGUUAUUACGAUGGGCAAUGGGUGGAUCUGUCCUGUUCAACAUUAGAAAGGAGGAUCUGCGAGAUCAUUUGCACUCACUGAUCUCCCCUGUAAAAGACAUAUAUUUACAGUCUUUUUGAUGUAAUAUGGACUGUAAUAUGACAUGGAGGUCCUUGAUUUUUGUUUGAAUGGUAUAACUGUUAAAGGUGUAGUACAGCUUUGUACAGGCAGCUUAUGCUAUUGUACUAAACUUCAGUAACUGCUUUAUCCUGGUCAGUGCGAAUCCGGAGCCUUUCCCAGGAAUACUGCGAGGGAAACAGAGAGGGAGACACCCUGAUGGGAUAACUUUAGUGUUGUUAACUCAAAAUCAGUAAAAAGGUUCACAAAUUCAAUCUUAAUGUUGCCUGAACUGAUAUGUUUUAAUGUCAACUGAACAAAAAGUGAAAAAAACAAAGAGAGACGACAGUUUGAAGGAAACACACGGAAUGUAAUUUGUUCUAUACAAAUAUGUUUCAGUCAUUAACAGCCACCUUUAAAGUGAAUGAACUUUAAAGACACCAGCCUUUCAGAAUUAAACUGGCAGUGACUUUUUGCUUUUGUUGUAAUGAUAGAGGAAAUCCGAAAAACACAAAACUCAUAAUGUUUAAGGUGACAAAAAAGUGUAAAUUGCUUCCAAACUGAACCUUAUUCAUAAAGAUAACAAGUACCAACACAACAGCUUAUUUGUGUAACUAGGAGCUGGCAGAUGGUUUAACAAACAUUUAUCAUUUUACCAUUUCAAGCAGUAAAUGUUUGCCACUACUCUUUUCCUCUGAAUCUGUUUUUACAGAUGAGGGGUCAGGAAGUGGCAAGAGACAUGGGUGUCUGUUGGUGGUUUCUCUCCUCUCUCUCUCUCUGAUUGCUAAUGUGCUUCUCGCCUAUUUCUAUUUUAAACAUAAAUGGGCCCCAGUCACUUUGUCUGAUCAGAUUGGGAACUGCUCAACUAGAGG
Molecule: messenger RNA, 1741 nt
Organism: Pangasianodon hypophthalmus (striped catfish)
Lineage: Eukaryota; Metazoa; Chordata; Actinopteri; Siluriformes; Pangasiidae
Product: hepatic lectin
Source: RefSeq, a predicted model, not a curated record